Molecule: messenger RNA, 1352 nt
Organism: Haliotis rubra (blacklip abalone)
Lineage: Eukaryota; Metazoa; Mollusca; Gastropoda; Lepetellida; Haliotidae
Product: angio-associated migratory cell protein-like
Molecular function (GO): protein binding
Source: RefSeq, a predicted model, not a curated record
AACCGGAAGUAUUCAAUCAUAACACAUGUCAGGAGGAAAUGAAUCGCCAUAAUAUAUCGUAAAAUACACAAACCAGUGCAAUGAGUAACCGGAAUAUUGACGAGAUUGACGAAGAGGAUUUUGAAAGCUUUGCCUUAAAUCUUGAAGAUGUUGUCAAAGUAAUUGAUCUGGAUGAUGAUGAUCCUCACCCAGAUUCAGACGAUGAAGACAAUGAUGGAAUGGAGGUGGAUGGAGAGAGCGCAGCUGCCACUGGUAUAGUUGCUGAUGUUGAUGAUGCUGGUGUUGUUUUCAAGGAGCACAAAGAUUCUGUGUUCUGUGUGAGAGUUGACCCUAUAACUUGUACACUGGCUGUGACUGGAGGACAAGAUGACAAGGCUUUAGUGUGGGACAUCGAAACAGGCCAGGUCGUGUUUGAAUGUACAGGACACAAGGAUUCUGUCACUAGUGUGGGCUGGAGUCAUGACAGCGUGUAUGUGGCAACUGCAGAUCUUAGUGGGCUGAUCAAGGUGUGGAAGGUGGAAUCUAAGGAGGAGGUGUGGUCAUUUGAGGCAGGAGACGUGGAAUGGUUGCAGUGGCACCAUGACGCCCACGUCCUCCUGGUGGGCACCGUGGAUGGGCAGGUGUGGAUGUGGAAGAUACCAGGUGGCGACUGCAAGACAUUCAGCAGCCAUGGUCCGGGAGCUCUCAGUGGAGUGGUCAUGCCAGAUGGUAAACGAGCAGGUGUGGGAUAUGAAGAUGGAGUAAUCAAGAUAUGGGAUCUGAAGACAGGAGACUGUCAGCACACUAUCACAGGUAACGAUGGCCACAAUUCGUCUGUGGUGUCACUACACAGCAGCAAGGAUAACUCCCUUCUAAUGAGCGGCUCCACCGACAUGACAGCUAAACUUAUCAACACAACGACUGGAAAGGUGAUAUCUACCUAUGACUGUUCUAGUCAUCGUAUUGGAUCAGCUGAUGAUGAAAAUUCAGUGGAAAGUGUUGGGUUGUCUGGUGUGUUGAACUACGCAGCAACAGGAACACUGGGCGGAGUAAUGAGCAUCUGGGAUAUCUCCACACACGUCGUCAGACACCAGUGUGUCCAUGGUGAUGGUAUCGUGAAGCUGAAGUGGGAUGAGACGUCCCCACUGGUGUACACAGCAAGUCUGGACGGAGUGGUGAGCAUGUGGGAUGCUCGCAGUGGCAAGGAGGAGACCCGCUGGACGGGGCACUCGGCUGCCAUACUGGACUUUGAUAUCACAGAGGAUGGUGACAAGUUGUUGACCGUUUGUGAGGAUCAUACAGCAAGAGUGUUCUCAAUCAAGUCACCAGAUGGAUAAAGACACGGCUUGUACAGUCAUGUUUUAUAAAGAUAU